This is a messenger RNA of Salvia miltiorrhiza (redroot sage), 1633 nucleotides long. Its product is annotated as polygalacturonase At1g48100-like. The record is from RefSeq and is a predicted model, not a curated record. The transcript is spliced from 7 exons. Gene Ontology annotation, molecular function: polygalacturonase activity. Gene Ontology annotation, biological process: carbohydrate metabolic process. Bases 47 to 1465 code for a protein of 472 amino acids. NCBI's taxonomy places the organism in Eukaryota, Viridiplantae, Streptophyta, Magnoliopsida, Lamiales, Lamiaceae.
UAUUUCACUUCCUCUUACAAACAUAAAGACAACAUUAAUUUUGAGAAUGAAGAAUCUUACUUUUCUAGUUCUCAUCUUGCUUUUGUCGGAAAACUCGAUCAACGCUAAUGCCAAAAACCACAAGCAUCGAAAGCAAGGAAAAGCCGGUCCGCCAACUGCCUCGAAAGGCAGGCCGCUCGUCUAUAAAAACGACGACAACGGCGGAGAUGUGUUGGAUGCUAACGCCACUCCUAGCGUUACCAUAUCCAACACCUUUAGUGUUCGUAGCUACGGCGCGAAAGGCGACGGCGUUGCCGACGAUACAAGUGCAUUUGAAAAAGCAUGGGCUGAUGCGUGCAAGGUACAAGGAUCUACGGUCCUAAUUCCGUCAGGAUUUGUGUUUCUUGUGAAGCCUAUGGCCUUUUCUGGGCCCAAUUGUCAGUCUAACAUUGUAUUCCAGCUAGAUGGAAAAAUAAUUGCUCCAACAAAUUUUGGAGCAUGGGGGAAAGGGCUAUUACAAUGGUUGGAUUUCUCCAAGUUGAAAGGAAUAGCGAUCAAAGGUCAAGGAGUAAUCGACGGACGAGGAUCAGUAUGGUGGAAUGAUAAAACGACAACGUAUCAAACUGAUCAGGAAGAUGCUUCAGAUCUGCAGGGAGAGGGUGAGGACAAAGCAGGAAUGCCUAGCACCAAACCAACGGCACUUAGAUUUUACGGAAGCACAGACGUAACAGUUACGGGCAUAACGAUCCAAAACAGUCCGCAGACACAUUUAAAAUUUGACGACUGUGUUGGAGUUCAAGUUUCUGGCAUUAGCAUUUCGUCCCCUGCCAAUAGCCCAAAUACUGAUGGAAUCCAUCUCCAAAACUCCCAAGAUGUGAUUAUUCAUACUACCAAUCUUGCUUGUGGAGAUGAUUGCAUUUCAAUACAAACAGGAUGCAACGGGAUAUAUGUACACAACGUGAAUUGUGGGCCCGGUCACGGUAUAAGCAUAGGAGGAUUAGGGAAAGAUGGAACUAAAGCAUGUGUUUCGAAUAUCACGGUCCGCGAUUCAACAAUUAAGAACACCAUGAACGGCGUCAGAAUUAAAACUUGGCAGGGUGGAUCAGGGUCAGUGCAAGGAGUAAUGUUUUCGAAUAUACAAGUUUCCGAAGUGGAGAAUCCAAUCCUAAUCGACCAAUACUAUUGCGACGGACACAGAUGUGCAAACAAGACCUCAAACGUUGCUAUUUCUAGUGUGAGUUAUCAAUCUAUAAAGGGAACUUAUGUUACUAAUCCCAUUCGACUCGCAUGUAGCGAGUCGACACCGUGCUCCGGGAUAACUUUAUCCACCAUAAUCCUACAUCCGUCGCUGAAUGCCAAGAAUGAUAGUCCCUUCUGUUGGGAGGCUUUCGGAGAAAUCCAAACAGCUACGACUCCCACUGUUACUUGUUUGCGCAAUGGAGGUCCAUCCCAUAAGCAACCAAGUAAUAGUGGUGGCUCUUGUUGAUUAAACUCCUAUUUUCCUCAAUUAAUAGUUGGGAUACAUAAACGUAGUUUGAGAUUCCAUAGUCGAUUGAUUUGAUAUCCUUAUAAAAGUAGAAUAUAUUAUAUAAACAAGUUAUGAUCAUAUUUACAUUAGAGAUGAGAUGUGUUAUGAGAAUUAAUUACCGACAAA